UCCUUUUUUAUAGCAUGUUUGAAGCCAGCCUGGUCUACAUGUGAGACCCUAUCUCAAAGAGAGAAAAAAGAAAAGAGAAGCUGGUUGUCUUUCCUGUCCUUGGGGAAUGUACUUGAGGGAAGUGCCGUGAGGCAACAGAACCAGAAAUGUGUAAGGGGUGGACUGGAGGGGACAGCAGGGGCAGUGACGGAAAAUGGCGGCACUUCCUGGAUAACGGCUUUCGGUUGCAGAUACACAGAGAACUCACUGCACAUGGGAAACUGCCUCAGACAGGAGGCCAGAUGCCAGUCCAGCUGUCGGAAUCAGGGUAGCAGAGGGGAUGUCUGAGAUGAUCUCAAGGAGUGGAAGCGGGGAUACUGAUCAAGGAGAGAAGAAUGGGAAUUCUAGGCUCAGGGGAUGAGGGUGCCUAGAGUGUUCGGGGAUCUGGGUUCAAUCCCCAGGGAGACAGAGAUGGAGAGAGAGACAGAGAUGGAGAGAGACAGACAGAAAGAGACAGAGAUGGAAAGAGAGACAGAGAGACAGAACACAGUAACAACUUCAGCAGCUUUAUGAAAUAGCCUUUUUGGAGGUGGCUAGGCAGACAGGAGUGCUAAAAAUCAGAGAUAUUCAGAGGUUGGGGAAGUCUCGGCCCUUGGCACGGUGCUUGACUUAAGUCGUAAGGUCUCAUUGAAGAGGUAAAGCAAAGGAGGUCGCCAGCCGGAUCAGCGUGAGCUGACUGUUCUCUGGCUGUAGGGGAAUAGUGCAGAAUCAGAGACUCCUCCAGUGACCAGUGCAAGAGGGUGACAGCCUGACCUGGGCCCGGGCAGGGCUGCGGAGAGGAGAGGCAUGCAGCCCGCGGUUUGCAGUGAGGCCUAUGGCAGCAGGAAGCUGAGCGUUCCGACUGUACCUCAGCUGCUUGAGGCUUGAGAAACCUUGGGGAGUGACUUAGUCCAGUGUCUCAGUUUCCCCACCCACAGACAGUAAUAAUCUUGGUCUUCGUGAGGAAUCGUGUGGGGUCUUAACCUAGGGCCUGGCUCAGUUUCCGCUGACUGGAUAAACUGUAGCUGCUGCUGCUGCUAUUUGGCACAAGAGGAGACAAACGUCACUUCACUGGGAGGUACAGUUGGCAGGUCCAACCCAACCGGACAAGAACUUCAGAUCUCAGAAGAGACUCAUCCUGACCUCAUGUCUAUGGGCAGGUAGAGGCUACCCAGCUGGUUAUACUCAGUCUGCAGCCCAGCCCGUAGUCUGUCCUCACUCUGUGGCCUAUUUCUGAGCUACCCUCCCCAGGACCACACACUAGUGUUCCUAAGUAUGAGCCAGCACCUGUGUGUGUAGGGACAGAUGUACUAGGGGAAAGCAGAUGGCCUUGAGAUGCCCAGCUGCGUAUUGACUUCCUUCUGAUAAUACAGGCGUCUAUGGACUUUGAGGACAACAUCUUGUGGGUUAGGAAUCAGGAGGUCUGUGUUGUAGUCCUGGCUCAGCUACAAAAUACUCAGGAGCCCUGAGAAUCACAUCUGUCUCCAGGACUCAAUUUUAAAAAUCUCGACUAUGUUCUAAGACGCUACAGCAGCCAUUGCCAGUCAGUACCUUCCUUGUCCUGGGUAGAGGGAGCUGGGGGUCCCUUCCCUCUCCCCAGUGUGGCUCAAUGCAUGACUCUGCACGCAUCCCCAUGGACAGCUUAGUCCCCUACUCCCCCCUAAAUAUCUCUCCCUUGUCUCUUUCAUCUCCGGUCUCCUAUGGCAGAGCUGGAAUAAAAUUUCCAAGCUAAGUUGGAUGGCUGGUCCCCCUUGGCUUGGUGGGUCGUCUCACCUCUUCACCAGCUAUCUUAUCUAGGGAGGUGCUGUGUGGCACUCCUAGUUGCAACAGCAAUUAGAAGAAGCAGGAGGCCAUGAGCAUUAGGAGGGGGUCCUGGGUCCCCUGCCCUGAGAGCAGGCAUGGUGCCCCCCGGGAAGAAGCCCGCUGGAGAGGCCUCCCACUCCAACGAGAAGUGCAAGCCACUCCUCAGUGAGCAGUGGAAGGAGGAGCUUCCCUGACUGAACUCUGGACAAGUGAAGCUGAUGCUCCGUCUAGAAUGUCGCCAGGCCCUGGUGCGCAACAAGCGUGGCAAAGCCAGGAAUGCCGUCGCGGUGGGCACUAACAUCCAACACCAUGCCCUGCUGCAUGGUGUCACCUCAGGCGCUCACCGCCAGGCUCUGGCAGCCAACCAGGGUCAGCCCGCUCUGGACGGCCCUGCUGAGGGUGAAGGGACCUACGGCAGCCUGACAACCACUCCCACCUCUGAGGCCAUCAAGGCGGAGGCAGACCUAGCUGAGGUGGCUGUGCUGACCACUGUGGACUAUGUGACUAAAAAUGUGCCUGAUAACCAACGUUCUGCCCUGCUCGAGCUGCAGAGGUUCAACCUGUGUCAGGCACUGCUGGGCACAGAGCAUGGUGAAUACUACAGCCCCAUGAGGGUGAGGGAUAUGUGGGUGGCUGUUGCCGGUGUCUUGCACACAGAGGCCUGUCAGCACCUGAAAGCAUGUCCAUAUGUGGGGUUGGUGUUAGAAGAGACCAGGGACUGGGCAGAGUCCCAUACUCUGUCCCUGUUGGCCACUUUGGUGUCCCCAUGUGAUGGCCAACCCGCUACCACUUUUUUUGGCAGUGUAGAGCUACAGGAGGGUGAGGCUAUCGCUUGCCCACACCUAGACAUCCUACAGGUUUUUGGCAUAUCUGCACCCAAACUGGCCUGGCUCAAUUCAAGCCUCCCCUGUAACGGACUGGGGAGUGUUGGCCUGCAGCUCAGGGCCACUUGCCCAUUGCUCAUGGAUCUUCACUGUCUCCCUGGCCCGACAUACCCUAAGCCCCCUGUCUAUCUGGGUGAAUAUGAGAGCAUUGCCUUGUUCUAUCUGCAUGGUGACCCCAGUUCCCACAUGAUCCCUGAGCUCCGCGCAGCCUUGGACCGUGCAGCUAUUGACUUGGCGGAUCCUCGGCCAGUAUGCUGGUCCUCUGUGUUGCCCAUUGUGGAAGUAGUGGCUGAGGCCUGGCCUUGCUUGGUGCGCAUUUGCCCUGGCCUCCCCGGGUGGACGGCUGCUGCACUGGCCUCACCAUAUGCCAGUUCCCAAUUCACUUCCGUAGCCUUCAACCCCACGCUGCUCUACGCUCUGCCUUUGGUGCAGAAGCUUGCCCUGGUCCUGCAGCACAAAGACCCGGACCUGGUCUUGCUGCAGCCGGUGGUGAUGGCAGGCACAGCUUCGCUGCAAGCUCAGCGGGUCCAGGGCUUCCUGCAGUAACUGGCGAUUUCUGAGCCCGCCCCUAACACGGGGCUGCUGCUGGGGCUGCUAGGCAACUCCAGGGCUUCUCUGCUAGGCUUGGGGCGCCUCCAGGAAGCUUUCCGGGGUUCCAUUCGCCGCGCGUGGGGUGUGCCCUUCCCCAGACUCUCUUUGGAUGCGGUGGCGAUGAUCUUCGAUUGGGGCACGCACGGCCAGGAGGCUCUUUGAGUGCUGCUGCAGGGCACUGGUGCACCAGUGCUGGGCGACUUCGUGUUCUUCAAACGCAUGGUGGCCAGCCUCGGGCGCCUCUGCCCACGGGCUCUGUGAGCCAAGCUGGCGUGCGUACAUUUUGAGCUGUACGAAUUCUUCCCUAACUUCUCCUCCCUAGUCUUGGUGCUGCCCUUGGACGCGGGGCUGCUGGGCAAGGUGGGCAGCGCGCAAGUUGCGUGGUGGGGACAGAGCGGCCCGGGGGGCCAUGGUGGCCACAUGGUGAAGAUCACGAUCCAUGCCGCCCCCCACUGCAUGAGUGGAGCUCUUAGAAAGUAGAUGGGAGAAGGACUCCUGGGGUGGCACUUCACUCGGGGGCGGCCUCCCCUCCCCUUAGCCCACGGCAGUGGAAAUUGAAGGGAGAGCACACACAGCCUUAACCAUACUAACCUCAAGCUGACCUACUGUGCUGUCCCCGCUCUUCAGCAGACCAGACCUCUGGCCUGUGAGGAAAGAGGAGCGGGGGCAAGUGGUAGAGGUGCUAGCGAGGGUCUGGACAGUUCCAGUGCCUUCCGGCCUUUCAGAGUUUGCUUUUCCUCUCUGUUGGGCUUGAGGAACUGGGGGAACAGAGGUGAAGAAGACCGGGUCCCUGAGAAUUUCCUCGCCCCAUGCUUUGCAGUGUCUCUUUCCCAAGAGAUUGCCAUCCAAAUGCAGUGCUUGUUUCUCUCCCACAGCGCAGUGCUAGCUGGGCACAAACUGAUAGACCAAGUGCACGAUGAUUCCAGGGAGGCAGUGGUGCUCUGCCUCCCCACC
Molecule: messenger RNA, 4250 nt
Organism: Peromyscus leucopus (white-footed mouse)
Lineage: Eukaryota; Metazoa; Chordata; Mammalia; Rodentia; Cricetidae
Gene: C8BH17orf113
Product: chromosome 8b C17orf113 homolog
Source: RefSeq, a predicted model, not a curated record